AUGGCCGCUUACCUAGCCAGCAAUGGGGGCAACAAGGCAAAGCUUGCUAAAUUUGUCACGAAGUUGUCAGUCAAUGUUACCCAUAUUGUGCGCAAAAACAAAGCCGGUCGCCAUAUUCCCCGAAUCAAGGUGAUCUCGGGCCUUGCCACGCGUAACGACGGUGCUGGUUUAAUCCCUCCACCCAUCGUCCCUGAAUCCGGGGCUGGGCCAAAAGAGGUCAGAUUUUGGCUAGAGAACUCGGCCGGGCCGUCAUCAUCCGCUCCAGGAGGAGGGAGAGGAGGAGCAAAAGGAGGAAUGGGUGGUGGUGGUGCUGGUGCUGGCAGCAAGAAAGGGAAGCAGGCACCAAAGCCUGGUCCGACGCCUGCACCUCCUCAAGGGCGAUACAUCAGCGUCUACGAGUUUUUUCGUUCUGGUAUGGAGAGGGCCCAAGGCUUCUGGUUACUUCCCCUACCAGUGGUCAAUGUCGGCACUCGAGAGAGACCAUCCUACCUGCCUGCGCAAGUCUGCCAUGUCAUUCCUGGUCAAGCCUCCAACGCCCAGUUGACGCCUGCCCAGACACAACAGAUUAUUCGGUUCGCGGUGCGCAGGCCGGCACAGAAUGCACAGUCCAUCAUCACAGCUGGGGCGCAGAUGUUGACGGGCGACACCUCGACCUUGGACGCAUUCAAUAUCAGCAUCAGGCCAAGAUUGCUCAGCGUGCCCGGGCGAGUGUUGAAUUCGCCCAGCGUGCGGUACGGGGCGCAGAAACAGGCGGCGACGCGGUUCGGCAGCUGGAACAUGCAGCAGGUGCAGUUUUCCGCCAAAACAAAUCUACCGUACUGGACCUACCUUUGGAUUUCAUCCCCGACGGUCGACCCAUGGAGAGAUGAAGAAGAGCUACAAACCUCCGUGAGGAAGUUUACUGCCAAGCUGGGUGAGCUAGGUAUCACUUGCAGCGACUGCACGCGAGGCAUGCGCAUCACCGUUGGCCCCGGCCCCGGCACCGUCGAGUCACGCAUUGAUGAAGCCUUCCACCGAUUCACAUCCAGCCCCAACAGACCGCCUCCGAAGCUCGUCCUCGCCAUCCUGCCAGCGGCCGACGUUGCCAUCUACAACCGCGUCAAAUACGCAUGCGACGUUCGGGAGGGGCUGAUCAAUGUGUGCGUGAUUGCAUCCAAGUUCGCAAAAGCCAACGACCAAUACCUCGCCAACGUCGGGCUCAAGUUCAAUCUGAAGCUUGGGGGCAUCAACCAGAGUUUGGAGCCGUCGAAACUCGGCCUCCUGUCCCAGGGCAAGACUAUGGUGGUCGGCAUUGACGUGACUCACCCCUCUCCCGGGUCUGCUGCCACUGCCCCCAGCGUCGCUGGCAUCGUGGCUUCCAUUGACAAAGGGCUGGGACAGUGGCCGGCUGACUUGGCCAUCCAGACGGCGCGUCAGGAGAUGGUGGCAGGACUGCAGUCAUUGAUGGAGGCCCGGCUCGCCUUGUGGAAAAGCCACAACGGCGUGUACCCGGAGAACAUACUGAUCUAUCGCGACGGCGUUUCCGAAGGGCAAUACAAUCUAGUUCUCGAUCAAGAGCUGCCCGAGGUCCGCUCAGCUUGUGCCAAGCUAUAUUCCGCCACUGCGACAAAGCAGGGCCUGCCACGCAUCACCAUCGUCAUUGUGGGCAAGCGGCACCACAUACGGUUUUACCCGACCGAUUCCAAACAGGCAGAUCGCUCCUCCAACCCUCAAAACGGAACCGUUGUCGACCGCGGCGUGACGGAGGCGCGGAAUUGGGACUUCUUCAUGCAGGCACACACUGCCAUCCAAGGCACCGCCCGUCCAGCACACUACUAUGUGGUCUGGGACGAGAUCUUCCAAGCUCGUCAAGGCUCGGGCUACCCGCCCCCGUUCAAGAACGCGGCCGAUGUUCUCGAAGACCUGACACACAACAUGUGUUAUCUGUUUGGCCGAGCCACCAAGGCCGUCAGCAUCUGUCCUCCAGCCUACUAUGCCGAUCUGGUGUGCGAACGCGCCCGAUGCUACAUGAGCGGUCUUUUCAACCCGUCUGGAGCCAGUUCAGCUGGCAGCGUGGGUGAAGGGGACGAGUCUACCUCACACGGACCAGAUUCGAGUUUGGUGAAGAUCCACCCAAACGUGCGCAACAGCAUGUUUUAUGUUUGA
Molecule: messenger RNA, 2145 nt
Organism: Capronia epimyces CBS 606.96
Lineage: Eukaryota; Fungi; Ascomycota; Eurotiomycetes; Chaetothyriales; Herpotrichiellaceae
Exons: 3
Coding region: 1-2145 (714 amino acids)
Molecular function (GO): nucleic acid binding; protein binding
Source: RefSeq, a predicted model, not a curated record